This is a messenger RNA of Oryza sativa Japonica Group (Japanese rice), 1453 nucleotides long. RefSeq lists its product as uncharacterized. The record is from RefSeq and is a predicted model, not a curated record. NCBI's taxonomy places the organism in Eukaryota, Viridiplantae, Streptophyta, Magnoliopsida, Poales, Poaceae.
UUGUAUCUUUCAGAUGUUAUAUUAUGACAUGUGCCAUAUCUGCAUUAAUUGACCUUAAUAUUAGUUGGACGCAUUUUGAAUUCAUGGCGAUUAAUGCGAGAUUGUGUGGCAGAUUCAUCCUUUCAUUUAGAACAUUUAUUUCCAUAUCUUCAUAUAUGGUUCCAUAUGAAAUUUGAUGAUCACACACUCAUGUAUGCAUGUUAUUAGUAUUGUUUUCUAUAUCUUCUGUUAUUAAAUACAUUUAAUUAUGCCCUUGUACAUAUUCUCCGCAAAAGGUGAAUCGUCCAUUUCUUUAAGGAUUUUUAUUUGGGAUUGGUGCCAGCCAAAUUUCCUCUACGAAGAAAGCAUCUAUGGAUGUCCUCUAUAUAAAGGAUUGGCGGAAAGCUGACUGUGCUGUUCUCAUAUCCUUUCUCUAUGGGUACCCAAAAUGUUUAGACUUGUUCAAGUGUUGCAAGCAAUUUCUAUGUGUGCGUUCUUGCUUGUAGAUGCAAGAGCUGUCCGAUUGUAUCCUUCUCUUCAAGAGGAAAAUAAUUCAUUAGGGCAAUAUCUGCUACAUGCUGCACCCAAUCAGAAGAUGAUGCUGUAUAAGACAUUCAUGAUGUCAAACUCCAUUCUGACAAGAAAAGUUGUACACGACAUUAAUUCAGCGAAGGUGUCAUAUUUUGCCACGCAUCAAUCUACUGGUCCUAAUGAGAAUUACUACGGGCUACGUGCGACGAUGGAUGUGUAUGGUCAUGAACUAAAACCCGGUCAGCUGAGUGGAGGUGCACUUUGGGUCAGUCAUUUCGGUGACGAUGGCAAACUAUCAAGCUAUAAUGCAGUUGGCGCUGGUUGGCAUAUUGAUCCUGAACGCUAUGGCGACUCUCGUCCUCACUUUUAUACUUCCUGGACGAGAGAUGGCUAUGCGACCACUGGGUGCUACAAUAUGGACUGCCCAGGUUUUGAACGAGCAAACGGUGCUGCGGUUGCACCAGGUGCUUCUAUUGACCCAGUUUCAGAUGACAAAAGCCUACAGAGUAUUACAGUUGAAGUGCUGUUGGACAGGGACAAGUGGAGAUUGGUGGGUGUACUAUGGCUUCAACGGUGUUCCCACGGGGGUGGGCUCUUACCCAAAAUCUCUGUUCACUAAUAUGGCAGAGAAGGCGAAUGCUAUCGCGUUUGGUGGCUAUGUGGUUACUCGACGAGCACUGCCUACUCCACCAAUGGGAAGCGGGUCUCACCCACAUACUAAUAAGAGCCGUGCUGCAUCACUGACUAAUCUUGGUGUGAUCAAUCAGGAUGGAAACACCAACCCUAUCAACGCAGACUUGCCUACUUAUAUGGGCAAUGAGUAAUGCUACUCUAUUACUCCUGUUGCGCAGGCUGAGUGCUUUUAUGGCGGGCCUGGUGGAUGCAUGCCCUAACUUGUUUUCUUUUUCGAACUUUGAUCUAUCCAGAAAGUUAUUUUGAUCUA